AUGUCGCGGAAUCAGCAUAUCCCUCAGUACUGUGGAUCAUGCUGGGCCCACGGUGCUAUCUCCGCCCUCGGUGACCGCAUCAAGAUCGCACGCCAAGCGCAAGGAAUCGACAUCAACCUUGCAGUUCAGCACCUGCUGAACUGCGGAGGUGUGGGCACAUGCAAGGGCGGCAGUGUCGACGGUCCGUACCAGUGGCUCAUGGAGAUUUCCAAGAAGGGUACCGGGAUCAGCUACGAGACCGCCAAUCCUUACGUUGCCUGCACCUCGGACUCCGAUGAGGGCUUCUGCAAGUACGUCGACACGUCCUGCAAGGCAGCGAACGUGGCCAGGACCUGUGGAAGCUUCUCUCAGGAGGGUGGACCUUGCACCGGCCUUGGUGAGUUCCCCAAUGCGACAAUCUCGGACUACGGCUCCAUCUCUGGCGCUGACGCCAUGAUGAAGGAGAUCUUCCAUCGUGGUCCGAUCUCAUGCGGGGUGGACGCCAACCCCCUGCUCAACUACGAGUCCGGCAUCAUUAAGACGCAGGGCGAGGGCGUCGAUCAUGUCGUGUCAGUGGUUGGCUGGGGAACUGAUCCGAAGGACGGCUUCUUUUGGAUCGUAAGGAACUCAUGGGGAGAGUACUGGGGGGAAAUGGGGUACUUCCGGGUGGCGAAGGGUGCGCUGCUCUUGGAGGACCAGUGCUCUUGGGCGGUGCCUGCUGCCUUCACGGCUGCGGAGAAGAACAAUCAGGUGCAUUGCCACGAGGGCGGCGACAAUUGCAAGGC
Molecule: messenger RNA, 764 nt
Organism: Symbiodinium sp. CCMP2456
Lineage: Eukaryota; Dinophyceae; Suessiales; Symbiodiniaceae
Source: the annotation of a GenBank genome assembly